Ylistrum balloti is the source of this 6429-nucleotide messenger RNA. RefSeq names its product mucin-5AC-like. The record is from RefSeq and is a predicted model, not a curated record. The transcript is spliced from 14 exons. Bases 1 to 6429 code for a protein of 2142 amino acids. Lineage: Eukaryota; Metazoa; Mollusca; Bivalvia; Pectinida; Pectinidae.
AUGAAGCCAGGGCCAUUUAAGGCCAUGUCAGGUUUGGUUGGUGGAGGAGGAAAAGCACCGAUCUUUGGUCAGCACCUGGCAAAAUCUACUGUAUCGUCCCAGGAGCUGAUGGGAGGAUCAAGUACUGGUUGUCGUGCCUCGGCAGAAGAUUUAUGCGGAGUGAAUGCUAAUCAUUUAAGUGGAAACAGUAACCGCACAUUAUCAAGAUCAGGAACAGGUGGACGAUUAGGGACAGCGAGAAGAAGGGACAGGCUAGGCACGUCCCGGAGAACAGUCGGCGUCGAAUCAUUGAGGAGAACUGCCUCCGGUCGGGUGCCAGCCUCUCGAAGAACUGUUGGAUCUACCAAUACACGCGUGGGCCCUGCCAACACACGUUUUGGCAUUACUAGCGCACGUGGCGGAGCCAACACGCGUAUCGGAAUAGCCAACACACGAGUUGGAACUGCUAACACACGUGCUGGACAAGCUAACACACGUGUUGGAAUUGCUAAUGCUCGUGGGCGAGGGAGGUCUGGUACGUCCGCAAAUGGUAUGGACAAUGCCAGGGUCAUUCUUACUCCUGUACAACAAGGAGCGGUAAGGUCCAUGCGAAACUUACUUCAGAACGGCAGGUCAACGACUGGACGAGGUGCUAAUCCUAGACUCAUUGGGUUUCUGAUUCCUCGACCUGACGGAAGAACACAGCUACAGCUAAUGCCAGACGCACGGCGCUUUCUCGGCGGGAGCGGCAGCAGGCGAUUCAACGGAAGAGUGAGAGCCCAGAUGCAAAGAAAUAGCACGUUGCCCCUGAAUUUGAGGACAAUCAUCAACGCGGCCCGGCGGGCUAAUCUUCUUCCUGGAUCACAGACUACUAGAGGUCCAAGGAACCCGGCCGUUGGAAGAGAACAAUCUAUUGUAGUGUUACGCCCCCGUGAUGGUGAAGCAGGCGGUUUAUUACAAGCACCGGAUAACCUCAGGAGCAAUAGUGUCAGAAACCAGAUUCUUGAGGAAAGGCGAAACGCGUUUAGAGUCGAUAACCGAAACCUUGUAGACAGAGUAGACAGAUUUACAACCACCCGUCCACUGGACCGUACAACUGGGACAAGAUCUCGUCAGAAUAUUGGAAGCCAAUCAACAAGAGAUCAAACGAAUAGAAGGAUAGGUGUUGACCAAUCGCGACCUAGCAGGAGGACCAUUGCAGUGGCGCGUGAAAGAGCUCCGUUAUCUUCAGGUGUUGAUCGAUUUACUAACCCUGGUCCUGACCCUAACCAGUUUUUGCCUAACAACUCUCCAGAACCUAUACCUAACAAUGCUUUUGCAGAAACAGCCACUCCACCACUCCAGGAUAGAACUCUCUUCCUCCCAAGUAGCGUAAAUAACAAUAAUGGAUUGGAUCAACCAGUAACACAACCACCUCUAACUAUUAACACUGACCCUUUUGAAAAAGUCUUCCCGCCAUCAAUAAAUGGAGAGAUACAAGCACCGCAGUCCCCCACACAAAAUACGGCGGGGAUUACAAGCACUGUCUUUCAAGCUGCCUCUGGUACCCAACCACUACCGCAAACCCUCGACAGUAAUGCUAAUAUUCAGACUGUAGAUAGUAUUCUAACAGAUUCACAGAAUGCAAACGCUCGAUUCGAACCUUCUGUUACGGGUACAUCAACAAACAUGCAAACGAAUUUACAAACUGACAUGCCACCGAUCCAACCACAGUCAUCGACUUCUGUUCAAACAGGAUUUGAUAUACAAGCAAAUAGGCAAACAAUUAUGGAACCCGCUUUUACUCCAGAACCUAUUUUCAAUACACCUACUAGAACGCAGACAGACAUUACACAAACCCAGUCGCAGACAUCAUCUGUCCAAGAAUCAAUGUUCGAUCCUUCAACAAUUAGCAAUAAUGAUAAUAUGAUGCAAUCGGGAAUGACAAGGACUUCAACGUCCGUUUUUGACUUACCAUCUAGUAUGCAGACUGCAACGACACUAGCCCAAACACCUUCUCCAGGACAAAUAGCAGUUGAUAACUCAGUAGGCUUGCAAACCAAUAAUAUCUUGCCGACAGAUAAUGCAAUGAGACCAAUCGUUGAUUCAACCACCAGCACCCAGAUAGGCAUGUCCCAAACUCAACCAAGCCAAUUAAGUGGCGAGACAAGUACAGGCUUAUUUCCAAAUCAAGCUCAAGGCACUACCAUAGAUGCUAGUCCACAGCCCGUGCAACUACAAAACAACGUAAUGCUCACACAGGAUACUGGUAACAUGGUAGAUAGUACAAUGUCUCUUCCACCCCCUAUACUACCUGUGUCUUCAGUAUCAACCAAUCUUAAUUCACAGGUCGGACUAAGCACGACAGGACAGGUUGAUCAGUCGACGAUGUUCAACUCGCUUUCAAAGGUCAGUGAUGCCAGCAUUACGAACAAUAACACGUUAAAUUUAUCAACAGUACAACAAACUAAUAAUAUAGCUAGCAGCCAGUUUAAUCAGAACCAGUUUGCCAACGCCAGGAAUAGUCAGCUAGCACUUGACAGACAAGCUGAUAUUCAAAGUCAACCUUCCAAUGCUGGUCCAUUAAAUCCGUUAACAUCAACAGUGAAUAGGGGUGGUGCUCAAACGCAAACAGAUACACUGACUCUGAUUCAAAACAAUGCAAACCUAGGUCAGUUCACAUCUGCAGUGAAGAAUAUGGCCAUGGAUAGAAUGCAAAGACGACAGUUUGUUAACAUUCCGGCUGAUACUCCUGUAGACACAGCUGUUGGUCAGAAUGGAAACAUUAAACAAGUUAACAUACAAAAUCCAGGUUUGGAUCAGAAUCUUAUACAAGGACCGAGUAUGGUACCUUUAACAAAUGAUAUACAGUUCGGAACAGUAAAUCAGAAUGCCAUUGAAGGUACAAACACAAUGUUAAUGAACACUCAAGGUGCGCCUGUCACGUCUAAUAUCAAUCAAAACAUCGAUCAACGUAACCUUUUAGAUACAGGAGUAGUCCAAAAUGAAAUAGGGCAAAUAAAGCAACAGAGUAUAAUACAAGGUCAGUCUAAUGUGAGAAAUCCAAACUUAAUUACAAUUGAAAUCACAGGACAAAGUAAACAACAAGGAGACGUAACCGGAAUAACUGGUCAGCAAAGUCCAAACCUAGCAAAUACGCAAAAUAUUGAAUAUAACACGCUUCAAAACAAUAAUUUGCAAACUGGCACACAAGUGUCUCAAACGUUUAUGUCAGCAUCAGGCGAAAGCAGAAAUAUACAAUCAAAUAGUGCUUCGAACCAAAUUCAGGUUAAACCAAUAAUUCAAAGCAAUGUCGUAAGCGGUGUAAGUUCGAAUAUAGAUAAUUCUUUAUCAGCUGUUGGCAUGGGAAGACAAACAAACACAGUACUGAAUAGCAGCAACAAUUUCGCAGGUGACGUAAUGACAGCAAAUACCGUUCAGGACAGUAUCACUUCAAAUAUUCUUUCCGAACAAUUAACGACUGACAAAAGUACUCAAAAGGCAAUAGAGGAUCUUACUUCCAGCCUUAAUCAAGCACUUUUAGCAAGUGCUUCAACAACACAAAAUAACUUGCAAGAUUUAAAUUCACAAAUUAAUGGCACUUCCUCACCAACAUAUACUCGAAACGUCAAUGUAGGCAUGAAUCUAGUAACAGCUAAUACUUCUUCUAAUUCACUUUUUGCUGAAGGCGGUGUUAACAUUGCCGCCAACGACCCCAAACGGAUAGAGCUUAUCAAUCCGUCCUCGAUUAACCCUCCUCCUCCUCUAAUUGUGCCGCAGAAUACAGGCACGCAAUCUAUAAACAUAAUCAAAAAUUCUAAUAUAGCAGGAGAAAUCAAUUUGGCCAACAGAACUAACAACAUUCCUUCGCAAGUACAAACACCAAAUGUAGUCACUGUAGAGACACAAAAUAAAUUAGAUACAUCAGCAAACAAUGCCUCCUCUAUACAGAAUAACGUUCCCGCUGUACCACAGGCGCCUAAUAUCCCUAUGGACUUACCAAAUCUUAAAACAACAUCAGACGUUCUUAACCUAAACGCAGUAUCUGUAGUUAAUUCCACUACUUCUGGUAAGGGAUCGUUGUUUACUAACACUAUUAAUGCUGAACCUCCAGUAAAACCCUCUCAGUCUCAAGCUAAUGGCGUGAAAUCACCUGAACAAGUUACUGGUCUGCCUGUGACAUCUUCAUUACCAGAUAUCAUGGUUGCAUCCGGGAAAGCUUCAGAUAUUCAAGUCCGCCAAAAAGCUACCAACACAGAAACUGCAAAACUAGGUAUAGAACAAGCAGCGACGGCAUUCAAAACAGCUUCAAACAUUACAGAUGUCGCAAUGCCUACAGCAACUAUCAAGGCUUUAAUACAAACAAGCCUUAACACUUCAGGAAUCAUCCGAAACCUGAACCAAAUUGAUAAUAGUUCUUCUAACACGGAAGUUUUGUCGGCUGCAAGUGGACUAGUCGAAGGUGCUCUAUCUCGCUCUGAUGCGACUCUAGGUAAGACGAACACAGCACCAAAUAGGCCACAGAAUGUUGUGAUGGAUAUUUCUACACUGAAGACACUUAUAUCUGAGGUUUUGAGUGAAUUUUUUUCGCACCAAUUUAACCCUGCUAAAACAGCUUUAACUCCCACAGCAGUCAUAAACACAGUAGCACAAGCAGUUGUUGAUGCACAAAAGUAUGCUUCGCCUACAGCUUCAAAUUCAGCUUCAGGUGCAGGUCAGGAGCCAGUACAAGCAAUUUUCACCACGUCACCGCAAGUCCCAGCUUAUCCGAAAGAUUCUAAAAUCGACUUUCCCCCUCCCCCGCCGUUUGCUGGUAUGACAGAGAGCAUAAACAUUCCUAAAACUGAAGUUGUAGAUAUACGGCCAAGUAAUGCUAUGGAAAACGCAUUUUUGUCACGAUCUGCAAAUACUGGCCCAAUAAAUCCAAUUUUGAUAGGAGAACCAAAUUUAAAGAGCUCAAACUCAUCCAGGGAUUCUAACAUUAAAAAUGUUUCAAGUAUGAAAAUUUCACAAAACGCGGCAUCCCCUAUACUUCCUAUUAAUACACGGACUUCGAAUAUCGAAAAAAUAAAAAGCGGUCCAGGUUCAAAUAAAUUAAGUGAAAAAUCUAAUGGUAUUGUCAACGACCAAAAUAUUUUUAGUUCAACAAUCAUCAAAACACCGAAUAUAGAUUCUCUACGAGUAAUAACAGAGAGCAAUGUUGCUUUUAACCAGAACCCUAGUCAGGGAUUCCAACAAAGUGGUAUAAUACGCCAACCACCUGUAAGAAGCAUUGGUGUUAAUACUGUGGCUGGUGGUGGUGGGCUCUCAGAUAUCAACAUGAGACGUUCCGGUGUCACGAUUAAUAGGGAGGAACCAAUACCGAGUUUAACAACCUUAAACAACCAGAAGAAUCUUUUAACCGCAUCAGAUGGAACGCCGAAUCAGAAUAAUCCGCAAAUAGACAUUGGUGGACUAACCUCCUCUGCAGACUUCCAAGUAACAACGCCAUCUUUGAGAAGUGCUGAAUUCGAUGCAAUGCGAAAUGAGUUUGUCAGAAGUGAAAUAAAUGCAGCAGCUAAAGUUUUGCCAAGUGAUUCAAAUUUCCUUGCAAAUAUACCAGACAGUCUCCUGUCUACGUUCAAUAAUGACUUCACAAGCCUGUCGCCGUUACUAGGUGUUACUAAAUCAACACCGACGAUACCGUUCAAUGGUCGUGAUUCCGGUAUUAACACUCAGUCUGUGACCUCGAAAGUGAGGAGUUUAUCAACACAGUCAGAUUUCCAGGGAACUACAAACCUGUUCGAAGGAUCUAAAAUGACAACACCAUUUAGCGGUAGUAGUACACGCAGACCGUUAAUGACAACAUCCAAUGACCUUCCUGCUGAGAAACCUGGCGCUUUUAGAGGACAGAGAACAUCUACAUCCCCACUUAUUGAGGCGGGAGGUGUCAGCGUAGCUCCUUCCACUCAGAAUAUGCCUUUGUUCCGAUCCACGUUUUCUGGUACCACUUUUACACGAAAACCAUUAUUUUCGACUACGAGAACAAGAUCACAACUGCUGAGUUCAGGUACAACUCCGAGAAUGCUAGACAGCAUGACUGGGGUUACAAGGAAUGUUCGAACAGCUAGUGUUUCAUCCAAACCUCUGUCGACCAACACGGUAACACAACGUAGCACAUCCACACAAAGUGCGCCCUCAUUUGGUUUUGAUCCUUCCAAAAGUUUUGGGUUACUUGGUCUGCCGCCUCCACCACCAUCAAACCUGAUGGAAAUGAACGCUACGUCAGCUUUAAUAGCUGACACUGCCAUAUCUAGUUCACAGUUAUCUCUCAUGAGUUUAGGUUCCUCAACUAGUAUCCGUACAAAUCGUCCUCUGCUAUCAACAGUUCCACCGAGUGUAACUGUAGACCCGCUGGUUCGUUCUAGUACCAUCCACCACUCGUCUCCGGCCGUAACGUCCUCGGUCAACUUAAACACGCCACUGGUGUAA